AUGGAACAGAAUGGGCCCGCCGUGCAGGUCAUCAUUAACGGCCAUCCUCAGUCGCAGCAGGCCCAUACACCGAAUAUGUCACUGUCGAACCGAUCCCGACCGCUCUCGGUGGAUGAGGCGCUGCAGUACUCUUCUAUGUCUAGCGCGCCUGUUUUUGGUAUUGAUUGCAUUGUACGUCCUGAUGUUGGCCGACCAUCAACCACUACCUCGAUCAACCAUGUCCUUCAAGCGGGCCGCAAUACACUGAGUGAGCUGGAUGCGGAGAUUCAGUCCGGACAGGAUGAGUCCAGUCGCCUGGAAACAUCUCGUGAAUACCUUCAGCAAUUGCUAGAUGGGGACCAACUGACUGAAUUCAAAUUCAAGGUCCCGUCUGCCCUCAGUCGCCGUCAACCCUCGCAAUCGGCUACCCCCGAUGACCCUCCCUUUGGUCGCAAUCAACUUGGUUCCUUUGCCAAAAUGAUGCUCGACUCUACAGAUAUAGCCUUUCGAUACCCUGAAGUAUCGUCUCCAACGACUGCCCCUACAAUUACUCCCAAAGAGACGUCAAAGGUCAGACCAAAGGUCACAGAAAAAGUCAAGCCAGAGCAGAAGGAGGCCAUGAAGAGCACCGCUGCCGCAUGGAACCAGCAGGCAUUCGUAGCGAACAAGUCAAUUUCCACCUUAAACCAACUUACUCCACCUACACAACCUCCUCAACCGAUUCAACGCUCAUCCAGCCAAUUGUCCGUGGUAAUACCAGUCAAACCAUCGCCUUCCAAAUCCACAUUUUCCAAGCAGGGUCAGGAAGUGAACCGGCCAAGGCCGCAGGUUGCUAGAGACCCUGAGGAAUCAAUGAGUGCGAUUCGCCUCAGAGACCAAAAAGCGGAGGCCGAUGAUGCUCUGUUGAAGCUGCAGGAUCUUCUCAAUGAAACAUUUGAAGCAGAAGACGAGAUCGAACCUGAACAAGCAAUCGUUCCAUCUGCCGACAGACCCAAUCCGAUUUUCGUGAACGCAAGAUCAUUAGAUGUACAUGGUGCACUAUUGUCCAAUGACGCCCAUAACCGCCUGCAAAAGGCCAUCCGAAAAGUGGUUGGAUUUGAUCGAUUGCAAGACAUUCCAUCGGAUUACCUCACUCGGAUACAAAAGCUUUGUGAAAAACCCAUCAUUGCUUCUCAAGCGCCAGACUUGAGACUCAACGACUCAACCAAUGAAGCAGAGGUACAUCAGUGGAUGGCAAAGAUUGAGGAUAUUCUAAAUGCUUUGCUUGCGAUUGGAACUCUCUUGCAGACAAUGUCGGGGCGUCGGACGGAGCGGGAUCUCUGCCCAGAAGAUCUUAUUGAGGCUAUCCCGACUGUUCUGAACCAAGUCUUUGAUCAUUGCAUUAUUCCUGCUGUGGAGUCUCGCCCUGGCGGCAAAGACAGUGAAUUGUUCUCAAUUUUCUCGAGCCAGAAGCGUAUCAUUGCAAGCUUGAUACACCAAGGCAAGAAGGCUCUGACUCUUUUCGCGGAUUUCUUAUCACGCAUCGAUGUCUCUGAAGGGACAAUCACUGCGGCUGAGUUCUUUGCGACCAAGCUAAUUUUUGUUGAGAAUGCGCACAACGACAAGGACUCUGCGGUUGGGUUCCAAAAAUACGAGCCAGCCAGACGUGCCGUAAUGGACGUGCUUGCAAAAAUCUUCUCCAAAUACCCGGACCAGCGACCCUUCAUUCUGGAUGAAAUAUUGAUCUCAUUGGAGAAGCUUCCUUCCACACGUCAGAGUGCCAGACAAUUCAAACUUGCAGACGGCAAGAAUAUCCAGCUUCUCACUGCACUGGUGCUCCAGCUCGUUCAGACAACUGCCCUAGAAACUCCUUCACGAUCCAAAGCCAAACGUCGAUUUCAAGGCGGCGACGAUGAUGAAUUGAUGGGUGAUGGCGACGAUAUACAAAAACUGAAACAUAACGACGAUCAGGAUGAGGACGAAUUGGACGAAUCUUUGGAACGUCUAGCGACCAAGGUCAACCGACUAUAUGACAAUGCAGUGCGCAGUGCGCAGUACAUUGUAAAGUUCAUAGUCCAGCGAGCAAUGACCUCCACCAAGAGCGGCGACCAGCCAUUCCGAAACAUUCUCGAUUUGUUCACUGAAGACUUGAUUAACGUCCUUGGAUCUACCGAUUGGCCCGCUGCUGAGCUGCUCCUUCGAAUCAUGGCAUCGCACAUGGUUGGUAUUGCAGAUCUUGACAAGAGUCCAGCAACAGCAAAGAGCAUGGCCCUUGAGCUUCUGGGGUGGAUGGGGUCCGCAAUCUCCGAUUUGAUUGCCACUGCACAACACAUGCUCCCUGCCUUGGAGGACUCUGAAGAUAGCGAUCUUACCGACUUCCUCAAGCAGCAAUUCGAGGAGUCCUCUUCCCGAGCGUUGCAUCCACAGGAUUUAAUCACAUCUCGAGGCCCAUACAGGAUGGCCUUGGAAUAUCUGUCGCAAGACCGAAACUCCGACAAUUGGCAAUUGACCAGCGCACGAGGUUACUAUCUUGCUCAAUGGGCAAAGACAGUCUGCACACUCUAUUAUAACCCUGAAGACAAAGAGGAGUUGGCGCACGAAGACUUGACGGAUGAACUAGUGAUUCUUCUCUCAAGAUCGUUCUCUGACCCACGGUGGCUGGAGACUCACAGGCAAUUUGACACCAUUUCCAAUGCCCACGGGCGCUUCGCUUACAUUCUAACCGUUCUAAACUCGAGUUUCGGCAAGGCUUUUGACACCAUUCUCAAAGUUUUGUUGAACUCCAUUGCUAGUGAGCAGGCCAAAGUCCGCAGUCGGAGUCUGAAGAGUGUCAUCUACAUGCUCGAGAAAGACCCCAACCUUCUCGACAGAGAUGCUUCGGUUAUGCGAGUGAUUCUGCGUUGCACUACUGAUGCUUCACCUAUGGUUCGAGAUUCUGCGUUAUCUCUUAUUGCCAAAUGCAUUGGGCUCAAAUCAAAGCUCGAAGAAGAAGGCUGUCGCUGUAUUCUUGCGUGCGCAACUGAUCAGACAGCUGGUGUUCGUAAACGGUGCAUUGGGCUGCUGAAAGAACUUUACCACAAAACCUCUCGACAGGAUCUGAAAUUAGCCAUUCUUGAUAGCUUUCUUCAACGUACUGGUGACUUGGAGGAAAGCGUGGCAACCUUAGCUCGGCAGACAUUCGAGGAAAUCUGGCUGGUUCCAUUCCACGAGUUUAUUAACUCGACAUCUGAUGCCCCGAAACUCAAGAUGGCACUCGGAGAGCAAGUUGGGCUUGUUGUUAGUCUCGUCCAGCGUAGCGAGACUGCCCUUGAUUCAUUGAGCACUUGUCUCAAAGCCGUUCUUUCAGACAAAUCCAAGUCGGCAGAUAUGAAUUUCAAGGUGUGCAAAACCAUGGUUUCCAUCAUGUUCCAACGCCUCGUUGAGGAUGCAGAUGCGCUUGGCAAAGACUCACAACAGGCGCUUUUGCAAACGAUUACCGUGUUUGCCAAGUCUAACGCAAAGUUGUUCAGCUCAGAUCAACUGGAAGCUUUGCACCCCUAUAUUGGCCACCUUGCAACCGCGGAUGAUCUUUUCAUCUUCCGGUCAGUUGUGGUCAUUUAUCGCUGUGUCUUGCCUUACAUGUCCACAUCCCACAAUACUCUCUUGAAAGAGGUGCAAAAUGACCUCUUUAAGAGCGUGGCCAAGUUGGCUCGCUCAGAGCUAAACGAGGUCAUGGCGUGUCUUUGGACUAUCAAUAGUGUUCUGCAGAACACUGACAGGCUCGUCAAGUUGACCGUGUCUGUGCUCAAGCCAUUGCAGCAAUACAAGAGCGUCGAUGUGGGUUCGGCUGCCAAUGCUGCUAUCCUGGCUCGUGCGAAGAGCUAUAUUCGAAUUGCUGGCUGCGUUGGACGCCAUUGUGAUUUAGAAAGAUAUGUCAAUCAUUUCAAGAACUCAUUCCCUACGUGGAACGGUGGAGCCGUGGCUGGUUUGAUGGUUGACUCUAUUCUUCCCUUCACCUAUCAUAAUCAACCCUUGGAGCUAAGAGUCAUGGCUCUUGAGAGCCUUGGUUCCAUUUGCCAAUCUUGGCCAGCACAGUUCGGCCGUGAACCUACGCGCAAGACUUUUGCUCAGGUAUUCAAGGAAGAUAGCCCGAGCUUGCAGAAUAUUGUACUUCGGUCAUUUGCAGACUUUUUCGCCAUUCACGAAGGAAAGUCCGAAAAGUCGGUCAUGCCGGCCUCAGAUAUUGGCUCUCAAGAGGACUCUACUCGACUUGGAGGAUCGCUCAAGGCUAACGAUAAUGAUGGUGCUGCUGCCCUGAUCGCCCAGCAUUUUCUCAAGAAUAUGCUGAAGAUUGCACAGUCAAGACAGGACACUUAUUCCCUCACUGCCAUUGAACUCAUUGCAAGCAUCAACCGACAAGGCUUGGUACACCCUAAGGAAUGCGCUGGUGUUCUUGUUUCUCUUGAGACGUCGACUAUACCCACCAUUGCUAAGAUCGCAUUCGACACCCACAAGAUGCUCCAUUCGCAGUAUGAAUCAAUGUUCGAGCGAGAGUACAUGCGCGCCGUGCAAGAGGCCUUUUACUACCAACGAGAUGUUGUCGGUGAUUCCACAGGUGCAUAUGCUCGGCCUUACGUCUCAAAGCUUGCUCCGCUUUUUGAAAUCGUUAAGAUCAGCAAUAGCCGUUACCAGAAGAAGUUCCUCUCCAACCUUUGCGGCAAGGUCAACUUUGAAUUAAAGAAACUGAACUCCAAUGGAGAUCCACCAGAACAUCUCCUACUGACAAGAUUCAUCGCUCAAAAUCUUGCUCACUUUGAUUAUGGCCAGUUAGCUGAACUGGUACCCACAAUUCUGGUCCUAGAACGUAUAGUCUCGUCGACCGGCACUGUUGUUGCCCAUGCCAUCGAAACAGACAUUUUCCCCAGCCCUAUUGGUCCUCCUAUGAUCGAGACGCCAGACGGCAUGAUGGGGAUGGCCCCUCCCGUGUCAAUGCUCUCCGCCAUACCGCGGCCCGUCAAUCCUUCUGCGUUGCGAUCGCUUGCUACAGCUGCUGCGUCACUUUCCAUGCUGUGGGAAGCACGGACUUUCUUACGCCGCCUCUAUGGAGUUCAUUCCCAUGGUAAAGACGGAAAACCCGUGACCAAGGAGCUUAACAAGACCGCUUCAAAGGUGCACGGUGUGACUGGUGACAAGUUCUGGGAGGCCAUUGCCAGAAACAUGACCUCACUAGAUAGCGAGGAUGCCAUGCUAAGAAAAUGCCGAGAGUUCUCUACUUUACUCGCCAUAGACGAGGAAUUCAAGGUGGACCGAGAUGAUGACGCCGAAGGAGAUCUCGAUGCCAUGGGGGAGUUUGACGACAUGGACGGUGUCGCUUCUGGGCCUCGUCCUAUGAAACGAAAAAGCUCUGUCUCAAGCACGAGCAUCAGCAAGCGCCCAAAGAGCCGCAUAGGCUCUGUUGGGAAGAAACGAUCCAGUACUGAUCCCGACGAUUGGGACUAG
This is a messenger RNA of Penicillium longicatenatum, 5436 nucleotides long. RefSeq names its product putative sister chromatid cohesion protein Mis4. The transcript is spliced from 4 exons. The coding region runs from base 1 to 5436 and encodes 1811 amino acids. Gene Ontology annotation, biological process: regulation of gene expression; establishment of protein localization to chromatin; replication-born double-strand break repair via sister chromatid exchange. NCBI's taxonomy places the organism in Eukaryota, Fungi, Ascomycota, Eurotiomycetes, Eurotiales, Aspergillaceae. Gene Ontology annotation, molecular function: chromatin binding. Gene Ontology annotation, cellular component: Scc2-Scc4 cohesin loading complex. The record is from RefSeq and is a predicted model, not a curated record.